This is a messenger RNA of Exserohilum turcica Et28A, 1027 nucleotides long. RefSeq lists its product as uncharacterized. Bases 1 to 834 code for a protein of 277 amino acids. The record is from RefSeq and is a predicted model, not a curated record. The transcript has a single exon. NCBI's taxonomy places the organism in Eukaryota, Fungi, Ascomycota, Dothideomycetes, Pleosporales, Pleosporaceae.
AUGGCGACGCCCGCAGCCACCAAGCGCCUGACGAGGGAAUAUGCCACCAUUUCCAGAUCCCCCCCGCCCUACAUCACCGCACACCCCUCGGACCGCAACAUCCUCGAGUGGCACUACAUCAUCACCGGCCCACCAGACACGCCCUACGAAGGGGGCCAGUACUGGGGCACGCUCAACUUCCCGCCCGACUACCCCUUCGCGCCGCCCGCCAUCCGCAUGCACACGCCCUCGGGCCGCUUCCAGCCCAGCAGCCGCCUGUGCCUGAGCAUCUCCGACUUCCACCCCAAGAGCUUUAAUCCCGCAUGGGAAGUCAGCACAAUCCUGACGGGCCUCCUCAGCUUCAUGACCAGCGAGGAGAUGACGACGGGCAGCGUCAGGGCCUCGGAGGCGGAGCGUAAGCUUUUUGCGCAGCGCACGAGGUGGUGGAACAGCACGGGCGGCGGCACAAAGGCUAUCGGCUCAGGAAAUGCCGCCGGCGGCCAGCACGGAAACAUCCGGGCUGGCGAUGGUGGCGCAAGGUUCAGACACGAAUGGCCCGACGUAGAUGAAGAGAACCUGAGGUGGAUGAAGGAGAAGCGCAUUGAUCCCACAACGGGCUUACCCCGGCCAGCCCCCUCUCCCGCACAACACACAGCCUGCUCGCCAGACGUCUCUGGCCUGCGACGACGCCCCGGCACGAGCGCGACGGUCGUCCAAGACGCCGCGCAAAUAGCACGAGAUGCAGGUCAAGGUUGGCUCAGCCGCAACAAGUGGAAGAUUCUCCUUGGCGCCAUGAUGCUGUACAUCAUGGUUGCCAGAGUCCUGGGUGACGGCGCCAUUGCCUCGGCCGCCUGAACAGCGCAUACAGACAUGAGGGAAAUGUAGUUAAUAAGGAUCACGGCAGGCAUUUACUUUUGGCGUUGGGGCGUUGGGCAUACCCAGGCGAGCCCACUACAGGAGCACACCACGGUUUGCCAGGGGAUUCUUCUGUAAAUCAACUUGACAAAGAUGACAAAAAUAACAAAUGCAACUCCAUCGGUCGCUACCG